AUGAGAAGUGCUGACCAAUACCCACACACCUACCAAACCAAACGUUUCCACUGGUAUAUCCGUCCAAAAGAUCGUGACUUGUGUGACGAGAAAAUGCAUCCCUCUACUUCACAGGACCUCAGCGAACAGUGUUCGUCCCGCAGCAAUAGGUCGGAUUCUACAGCUGAUUAUCGUUUCUGCCAUGGUGGCGUAUCUGCCAAAUAUCUCUCGAACAUGAUAAUCAUCGCGUUGAUACAGGAGAUUAGUGUUGGUCUGAUCCUGGCCACUGCUGAUCCUGAAUGGUUUCGUGAGCCACGGUUUAUCAUUCUGACUGCUUGUCGUAUAGUUCAACUCGUGCCAUGUUUUCUGGCCUUAGCCGGUAACUAUACGAACAAUGCGACGCUUCUCGUGCCGUUUAUGCUCUCACAGAUAUCUCUCGGGAGCUAUGCAGAUUUAACAACGUACAUGCUGCUGGUCCAGAAUUUCCAAGCGAAUCAUCCUGAUUUUUGGCUCUUUUCCACUCCACUACUUUACGUGGUCCUGCCAAUAUUGCUCUACGCCGCUCUUCUGAUGCUUUGCAUCUACAUCACCAAUAAAUCGAUAAAAUUCGUCAAUUUGAAACGGCUUGGAGCACUUAGUAAAAACACUGCUGACACUCAAAUCGAGUCGUUGAUGUAA
Molecule: messenger RNA, 657 nt
Organism: Cooperia oncophora
Lineage: Eukaryota; Metazoa; Nematoda; Chromadorea; Rhabditida; Trichostrongylidae
Source: the annotation of a GenBank genome assembly